AUGGCUCUGUCAACUCUCUUCAGGACCUGGGAGCACUACAAGCAAGGAUUUGGAAACAUUGAUGGGGAGUACUGGCUGGGUUUGGACAGCAUCCAUUGGUUGACAACUCAGGAUGACUACAGACUACUAGUCCUCUUGGAAGACUGGAACGGGCGACAGGUCUAUGCUGAAUAUGACAGCUUUAGAGUGGAAAAUGAGAGGGAACAGUACCGUCUGAGGCUGGGUCAUUACCAGGGGACAGCAGGGGAUUCACUUUCCUGGCACAACAACAAGGCCUUUACGACACUUGACCGGGAUCAUGAUGCUUACACAGGUAACUGUGCCCACUUUCAGAAAGGAGGCUGGUGGUAUCACACGUGUGCCCAUUCCAAUCUGAACGGUGUUUGGUACAAGGGUGGACACUACCGUAGCCGCUACCAAGAUGGAGUCUACUGGGCUGAAUUUCGCGGAGGCUCUUACUCCUUAAGAAAGGUGACAAUGAUGAUAAGGCGUGCCUAACAACAUAUUAUAUCCCGAAUAAAUGACAUAAUGCCACUUCUACCAUCCAAAUGUACUGCAGUAUUACGGACAAGAAUCAAUCCACAUUCUUUGCCAGAAAGCUGCUCUAUGCCAGUUUUGUAAUUAUCUCAUUGAAAUGUAUGUAAUAUUAAUUAUUGCAUGAUUAACAGAUGUGAAAUAACAAGUCGUGCUCAAGUUAUUUUUUUUUCCUGUUAUAAUGAAUCAUUUAAAGAUGCACUUACAGUUGGCUGCUUGUCCAUUCUACAUUCCUGUUAUCAGCCCCAACCACGUCCUCUUCAACGCCUUUGCUACUAAGCAAUUUUGACGCCCAAGUA
Messenger RNA from Polypterus senegalus (gray bichir), 833 nucleotides. Its product is annotated as angiopoietin-related protein 2-like. The transcript is spliced from 3 exons. The record is from RefSeq and is a predicted model, not a curated record. Bases 1 to 498 code for a protein of 165 amino acids. Lineage: Eukaryota; Metazoa; Chordata; Cladistia; Polypteriformes; Polypteridae.